UUCCGCUUAAUACCGGAAGAGGCGCCAAAAUUGAAAUUUAUUUCUUUCUGCCGACGUAGAAACAAUAAACAAACGGCCUUUGAAGGUCUGACGUCGGUUUCAGAGUAACUGAGUGCGCUUUUGCUCGUGUCGGACUUUUACCUGAAAAUGGACUCGACUACACAAUUCUUCAGCAAGCUGAAAAAGCUGGCAGUGACUCUGGAAUCUGAGACAGCCAAGCUCCAGCUCGCAUUUGAAAACCGCAACUGCGACGACGACGAGAGCGAAAAGACAGCCAGAGCGAUGCGAGCCUAUCAUGAACUGAACUGUGACGUGGGGAACCUGAAGGGACAGAUCCAGGAUGCCUUGGCUCAGCAGAAAGCAAAGAAUAAUGAGGCGAGCAGCUUCAUUAAGGCGUGUAGAGUAAUGGACCAGAAAGUCUUCAAGGACAUUGAGAGACUGAAGAGACACUGCGAGAACUAUGGUUACCAAGCUCCCUGUGACACCCAGAGAUCAACCAAGCCUAAAGAUCAGGCGGAGGAGGCUAAAGAUGAAGAAGCAGAUGACGACUCAGUAGAAGAGGAAAAUCAGGAGGAGGAUGGAGGGAAUCCUUCCUCAAUGGCUCCAAAACCAGAGCUGCCCAACACUGAUGUGCUGCGAACUCCACAGCUCUCUGAUUUUGGUUUGUCUAAACUGCACCUAAGGAGAGUUCUGACUGGGACUGAGUGGUGUUCAGAAGUUCCCCAAAUGCCUGAGAUGAACCUUCCUCAACCCUCACUCAAAGCAUCUCUACCAUCGCCCAUGCCCAUUACCCCCAAAUGUAACCUCCGAAUGGAUGACUACGAACUCCAAACACCCCAGAUGCAUGACUUUGGCAUCACAGAGCACACAAUGUGUCUGAACAAUGACUUCACCAUGAAUCUGUUCAAGAAGACUGAGAACCAACCAAGACCAUUACAGGACACAACUGAACCACCAGUGAACGCUUUAAUAGACAGUUUGCAGACAAAAGCUGAAAAGCUGGAAUCACCAGAGCCGCCUGUGUUUUUUACCCCGGGAUUCAAGAUCAAAAAGACAAACGGUCACUCGUCUCCAACUGCACAAGGCACUGGUGUCCCAGAAUUCCCCUGUCACCCUGGCAACCUACCUGCCACACCCGAAGUCCCAGCAUUUCAAACGCCGUACGUGAACAGACUAGUCAGUACCAAAAAGAGCACACAGCAGCCUGAGCCAUCCGUUAUGCAAACGGAUAAUGACACCCAGACCUUGGAUCUUCCAUCCCCACCUUGUAACAGAGCAGCUGGUUUCAAACGCACCUGGGAAUAUGAUGUGCCCGAUAUAUCCACCACGGGUUUAGAGGACAAGCAGAUGCCAGUGAUGCCCAACCUAGACAAUGGGAAAAUCCUGAAGUUCAGCGAGAAUGAAAAGGUGGCUAAGGAGCCCAAUGUCAACAGCCUGGAGUUGGAUGGACUCACCCAGGAGUUCAGCUUGGGGACACCUCGUAUAAGAGCACACUACCAAGAGCCAACCACCCCGGAGAUGCCAGACCUGAGCUCUGUCACACAGGACAUCUGUAAACUUGUGUCCCAGGCUCAGUUGAAGAAGACAACAAUGACAAAUGAACACCCACCUGUCAAGCCUGACAAAAAGAAACACAGAUCUGCAAGUCUGCCUGAAGUGUCAGAGAACGAGUUCCAGAGUUUACCGAGCUACCUGAGGCAGAUGAGCCUGAACAGCCUCAACCAAACGGUUCACAACAUCAACAAUUUCAUGGCAGAGUGUCAAGGAGAAACAACAGAGUUUCAGAUGGAGAAGCUGAAGAAGAUCAUCAGUGUCGGAACCAAGGCCCCCGUAUACGUCCUCUGUCUCACAGAGCUCAAGAGACUGAAGCAUGUGAGAGGAGACCGGAACACCUCUGUGUACAGACUGAUCACACACAUCUAAAGCUUGUCCAUCCGUUGGCACAAAUCUAUGUGAUGUUAAGCACUUAAGCUGCAGGCAAAGAUUAUCUAUCAAGUCAAACAGCAAAGGAAAAACAUACAUUAUGAGAAGAGUCCCAACAAAUGAACUCAAUCAGAGAAAGCAGCUAUCCUUUAUAUUGUAUAUGGUUUGUGUUUUGAUUGUAAAUAGUACAUGGACCUGUGAGUCAAUAAUUUGCAUUUCCAUGGUUGUAUGCAAUAAAAUGGAAACUGGCUGUUUAGACAAGUAGUACAGAUUCAUAUAAUACAUAAAGAUAUAUAUUGAGACAUUGUUGGAUUAAAAAGGCUAAACUUUUAUCAAUAGCAAGCUCAGUCUUCUGCAGCGGGAGUAUAACACAUGACUUGCAGUAACCAAUGGGUGUUAAUAAUUCAGCCACAUGAAUAUGCAUUGUCAAACUAUAGAUGGUUUAUCCAUCUACCACAGCUCACUUUUAAUUGUCCUUACCCAUUUGUAUAAAGUUAAAUAAAAUAGCAAAUGAGACUGUUAAUCAGAAAAUCCUGAACUUUUAUUGCUCAUUGCUGUGAUGUGUUGCAUGUGACUACUACUAUCUCGAUCUUUAACAAAUUGGUAAUUGGCUUUUCAAAUAUAACUAGUGAGUUUUAUCUUUGUGCAGUCUAAACACACUUGUAUUGAAAUAAGCUACUGUAUCACAGUUGUGUGCUGUGGAUGAAAGCCAAGUACUGUACUCCAGUUUCAGAGCUGAUUAACAGAGGGAUCUAAUAAGCUACAGGUAUAUUGCAUCUGUUUUAUACUGUCUGUGGUUGUUUCCAGUUGCUGUGGUUUGUUUUUUUCCU
Molecule: messenger RNA, 2753 nt
Organism: Pundamilia nyererei
Lineage: Eukaryota; Metazoa; Chordata; Actinopteri; Cichliformes; Cichlidae
Gene: ska3
Product: spindle and kinetochore associated complex subunit 3
Exons: 11
Coding region: 148-1923 (591 amino acids)
Biological process (GO): chromosome segregation; mitotic cell cycle
Cellular component (GO): spindle microtubule; kinetochore; outer kinetochore
Source: RefSeq, a predicted model, not a curated record